Molecule: messenger RNA, 2435 nt
Organism: Vombatus ursinus (common wombat)
Lineage: Eukaryota; Metazoa; Chordata; Mammalia; Diprotodontia; Vombatidae
Gene: BMP15
Product: bone morphogenetic protein 15
Exons: 3
Coding region: 1-1257 (418 amino acids)
Biological process (GO): SMAD protein signal transduction; BMP signaling pathway
Cellular component (GO): extracellular region
Molecular function (GO): growth factor activity; cytokine activity
Source: RefSeq, a predicted model, not a curated record
AUGCCUUCCCCCCGGCCCCAGGACCCCCCCCAAGUCCAGCUGUCUGCUAGCCUAGGUCCCGGAGUGCCCGUGGUUUCCCCGCGGCUCCCCACCCCACUCUUCCCAUCCAUGGGCCCCUUGGGCACAGGCUGGCUCCUGUGGGCACUGCUCUUUGCCCUGGGGCUGAGCUCCCAGGCGCGUGUCCACGCUCAGGAUGCUGUGGCGCUGGCCCAGGUGCCCACGUUGCUGCCCCUGUUUGGGGCGCUGCUGCAAGAAGCGCCCCGGAAGUCCCCCGGACGGCGGCUGCCUCGCGGGCGCCCCCUACAGUACAUGCUGGCGUUGUACCGGCAGAACGCCGAUCCGCACGGGCGCCCGCGGGAGAAGCGCAUCUUCAGUGCCAACGCCGUAAGGUUGGUGAGUCCGGCGGGCCGCCGCGCGCUACCCCCGCGAGGUCCCUGGUACGUGCAAACCCUAGACUUCCUGCUUGAGCCAAACCGUGACAUGGAGCAGCUGGUAAGGGCCACUGUUGCUUACCGCCCUCACCUCCGCCUCUCUCACUCUCAUCUCUCCUGCCACGUGGAACCCUGGGCCCACAAGAGCGCCAUCCUCCUGGAAGAAGGCUCCCCGGGCCUUGCUCUGCCAGAGGCCUGGGCAGAGAGAGAUCUCACCGAUUACAUUCAGCAGCACGUCUGGCCUGCAAAGGGGAAAAGAGUCCUUCACAUUCAAGUCAGGUGUCAGCAGCAAGAAAGGACACAGAUUGGCCUCGGGUGGAGUCAGGCUUUGGCUACUGACACUGCUUUCCUGGUUCUGUAUUUCAACAAUACCUUUAAGAAUGUGCCACGAACUGGGCUGCAAGAACUUCUGUUGGAGAACCCUGGGGGAGCUGAUCUCUUUUCCCUGGCCCGACCAGUCCGUCAGGUGGGCCCUGUGAGUUCUGAGGCACCUGGCCAGUCGCUGGAGCAGACCCAGUGUUCUCUCCACCCUUUCCAGGUUAGCUUCCACCAGCUGGGCUGGGAGAACUGGAUCAUUGCCCCCCACCUGUACAGCCCCAACUACUGCAAGGGGACCUGUCCACGGGUGCUACACUCUGGCCUCCACUCACCCAACCAUGCCAUCAUUCAGAACCUUAUCAAUGAGCUGGUGGAUAGAAGUGUCCCUCGACCCUCUUGCGUCCCUUACAAGUACACGCCCAUUAGUGUCCUGUUGAUUGAGGCCAGUGGCAGCAUCCUGUACAAAGAGUAUGAGGACAUGAUUGCCCAGUCCUGUACCUGCAGGUGAGCAUGGAGGCCAGGAGGCUCCUGCUUACUGGGUACUAUUGAUCUCGAGGUGCAGCACUCUUUUCACCAAUCCCCAGACUCUUUAUCUGCCACCCCCACCCCACCAGGCACAGUCACUCUUUGUCUGAUGAUCACCUCACUUUUAUACUCACAAUUGAUUUAAAAACCAAACCUAGGCCUUGAACACAACUGAGUACCUAAUGUCUUGGGAGAUUGUUCCUUUGGGGGUCCUGCCUCCUACUCUCUUUCUUCCUGUUGGGUGAGAAGCCAUCUUGCGGGAAGAAUCUUUGAGAUUGAUAUGGUUGAAGGUGUGGCAGCUUGUUCUUUCAGAGUCUCAGCCCUAACCCCUAGACAAGUCUCACGUUCUCCCUUCAAGAACUUCUGCUUGCCCCAGCCCAGGGCUGGGCAGAGCAGCCCUGAGCUCCAGAGGGAAAAGGCCAUCGGGCUUGUCUGAAAUACAGAUUCGGUGAGGGGGAUGGGGCAGGGAGGCCUCCUAGGGUAGGGGCCAGGGUUCUGGGCACUCAUGGCUCUUGAAUCUGCUCUGGGCCAACAGCCUUUGCUCUCACUGUGGCUGGGCCUUCUGGAACCCCAUUAUUCUCUAGCUGCUGCCUGGGCCCUCAUGGCCCAUUUCUUAUGAGGAAGUGUGGGCUGAGGGAGGAUUCCUGGGAUUGAUUGAUUAUAGGAUUCAAGUCUCUUCAACCCAUGUGUAUGUGGUGGGGAAGAGGGAAUGAGGAGCUCGGAUCCCUUCCUCAGCCUUCUUUUAAAAAAAAAUUCUAGGACAGAAAGUUUCACUGAGUGGUUUCUCAUUUUAUGUGCAAGUAAAGCCAGCCCACGAGAUGGACUGUGUGUCACUGGGAGCUAGCCUUUGGAGGGGGUGGAGGGCCCACAGUCAGGCAGCUCCAGCAUGCUACUUCAGGAUGGGGUGGGAGGCCCCGCUGUGCUAGGCCAGGGGUGGAAGGCAGGCAGUCACUCACAGCUUUGCUGUUAAUUUUAAACUCUAGUAAGGCCAAGGGCCGUGGCUGUGGGCCCAGCACUUCCUUGAGGAAGUUCUGCCACCACAUGAGCCAGGUUUGAAGGGCCUUGUACAACCACCUCGGGGGAGGCACUGCCUGUACCAAGUGGCCUGUUCUUUCUGAUGGAGCGUAAAUGAUAUGAACAAUGGGAGUUUUCUAUUUUUGU